Molecule: messenger RNA, 1560 nt
Organism: Phycodurus eques (leafy seadragon)
Lineage: Eukaryota; Metazoa; Chordata; Actinopteri; Syngnathiformes; Syngnathidae
Gene: nek3
Product: NIMA related kinase 3
Biological process (GO): protein phosphorylation
Molecular function (GO): ATP binding; protein kinase activity
Source: RefSeq, a predicted model, not a curated record
GAGUUCCAUAACAACGCUUGAAAACAAUCAUCGCUUGGCUAUACAAUAAAACUAACCGUUUAUUGCCAGCAGUGAACUCAACUUAAAUGUUGUGUUUCGUCCUUUUUUUACAUCGAUGGAGACGUAUUCAGUGCACAAAGUCAUCGGUGAGGGGUCUUUCGGUCGGGCUUUGUUAGUCCAGUGUAAGAUGAAUCAGGAACUAUAUGUGCUCAAGGAAAUACAGCUGCCAAAGAGUGAGUACAGGCAGGAGAAGUCAAGGAGGGAAGCUGUCCUGUUGUCCACCAUGAAGCAUGAAAAUAUUGUGGCUUUCCAUGAGGCUUUUGAAGCUGAAAACCUCUUGUGUAUUGUGAUGGAGUACUGCAGCGGAGGAGACAUGCUCCGCAGGAUCCAGCAACAGAAGAACAAGCAGUUCCGUGUUGAUGAUAUCUUGAAAUGGUUUGCUCAGAUGUGUGCCGGCGCCAAGCAUAUCCACGAUAAGCGCGUUUUGCACCGAGAUCUCAAGUCCAAGAACAUUUUCCUCACGGAUAACGACACAAUCAAGCUCGGUGACUUCGGCUCGGCGUGUGUUCUGAGCAGCUCUAAGGCGUACGCCCGUACGUAUGUUGGGACGCCGUAUUACGUCGCUCCGGAGAUCUGGGACAACAAGCCGUACAACAAUAAGAGUGACGUUUGGUCUCUGGGCUGUGUCCUCUAUGAACUAUGCACACUGCAACACCCGUUCCAGGCGCCCAGCUGGAAGAGUCUGAUCCUAAAAGUGUGUCGUGGGGCGUACCCUCCGCUGCCCGGGCACCUGCCCUUCGAGCUGCAGCUUCUGCUCAGGCAGAUGUUCAAGACGGACCCCCGGGACCGGCCGUCCCUGAGCACCGUCCUGAGCUCCCACCGCGCCUCCAGACUGCUGCGAGCGCAUCUGCCCUCGCAGGCGAUACAGGCGGCGGAACGGGGGAGGCGGCGGAAUCCGGACGAGGGGAAGAAGGUGCUUCAACAUUUGCAGGAGAAGAGCUCGAUCCAAACCACGACAUUGGAAGGUGCGGAGGUUCACGGCGAAGACCGAGCCCCGGUCCCUCGAAGGCGGUGGGCCGAGCCCUCGGAGACGGCGCUGCAGAUGUUGGCCAACGCCAGCCUCCUGUCGACCGAUGACGUCGCAACGCGGGUCCCGGAGGAGGGACGGCGGCGGAAAAGAUGGCGGCGAGACCCACCGGAGAGGCUGCUGAGUCUGCUGGGGAAAGCCGAGCUGAGUCCAACCUUCAGCACCUUCGUCAUCCACAGAGAAGGUGCUCCCCUGGUUGGCCCACUCUCCCAGCCUCAAGGCGACGACACAGACGGCCCCGAACAGGAAGUUGCCGUGGACGACUACGACCGCCUGCAGCCGCGCUCCGACGACGAUGACACGGAUUUUGAGGAAGAAGCUCUAUGUGACUGGAUGGGUCAACUGGAGGAAAUGCUGGGUUAGGGUCCUCUAAAGGAAAUUGUCCUCUUUUCUAUUAUAUAUUUUUUAAUUAUUUAAAAUGUAGAAUAUUAGUGAUUUGACAAAAUAAAGUGGAAAAAAUAGACACGUUUCAA